Molecule: messenger RNA, 717 nt
Organism: Aegilops tauschii subsp. strangulata
Lineage: Eukaryota; Viridiplantae; Streptophyta; Magnoliopsida; Poales; Poaceae
Source: RefSeq, a predicted model, not a curated record
AUGGUUGCCGUCGUACGCGCGCCCUUCGUCGUCUCCGUGCUGUUGGGAGGUGCCCAUCCGCUCCUUCAUCCUCCCCUUCGUCGUCUACACCCAUGGGAUCGAGCUUGGAGCCGCCCCAUUGUCGUCGUCGUCCUCGUCUUCAUCGGCGGUCGCCACCGAUGCCCCGCCGCGGAUCCAUGCUCCGGCACGCCCCCGACCGGUCCGAGCUCGCCGUCAACCCUCCCUUGCGCCGUCCCCACGAUUUGGUCGCCGUGCCCGGAGUUCUCUGAAGCCCGCGUCCUCCCGCGCCGAGCUGUCGCCUGGGCGCUCCCCUGCACCCCCGCACGCCUCUGUGCCCGCGUGCGCGCCCGCACCCGCUGUCGCCCGCCCUUGCCGGCUGUCGGUGCCCCGCGACCGCGGCCGUCGCUGCUGCUGACCGUCUGCUGUUGCCGCUGCCGCCGCGUACUACUCCUCGCCUGUUGCAGCCCGCCGCUGCCGGCGCUUCCCCGCGGCCACCCUCACUCGCGCCUAAGCUGCCUCCGCAUCGCCCCUGCUCUGCCGCGGCUCUGCUCCGCCCGCACCACCACCGCCCGUGCAGACCGACGGCUAUCGCCGGCGCCCUCCCGCUCGCCGACCGCGCCAGCGUCCACCCCUACCUACCGCACUCUGCCACCGUCGCCCCCGGCUGCGGCCCCAACUGGCUGCGCCCGGGUUAAUUUGUCACGCGUGAGGACUUGA